Molecule: messenger RNA, 480 nt
Organism: Insectozyma verbasci
Lineage: Eukaryota; Fungi; Ascomycota; Pichiomycetes; Serinales; Debaryomycetaceae
Source: the annotation of a GenBank genome assembly
AUGCCUAGACAAAGAAGAUCAGCUCCUGCUCCAAGACAACAAAGUAGAUCAGCUCAUACUGCUGCUGCUCCAUCAUCAUAUCAAUCACAUCCUCAACAAUCUCAAUAUCCAUCAGCUCAUCCAGCUCAUCCACAAGCUGGUCAACAACAAAGAUCUCCAGGUUUAUUUGGUCAAAUGGCUUCAACUGCUGCUGGAGUUGCUGUUGGUUCAACUAUUGGUCAUACUUUAGGUGCUGGUAUUACUGGAUUAUUUGGUGGUUCAUCUCAAAAUCAUGCACCAGUUGAUCAAGUGCAACAACAACAACCAUUAGAUCAAUAUCAACAACAACAAUCAACUUUACAAAAUGAACAAGUAAGACAUUGUGAUGCAGAUGCAAGAAAUUUUACAAAAUGUUUAGAAGAUAAUAGUGGUAAUAUGCAAAUUUGUGAUUAUUAUUUACAACAAUUAAAAGCAUGUCAAGAAGCUUCAAGAAGUUACUAA